This is a messenger RNA of Amblyraja radiata (thorny skate), 3362 nucleotides long. RefSeq names its product NEDD1 gamma-tubulin ring complex targeting factor (gene nedd1). Lineage: Eukaryota; Metazoa; Chordata; Chondrichthyes; Rajiformes; Rajidae. Gene Ontology annotation, molecular function: gamma-tubulin binding. Gene Ontology annotation, cellular component: spindle pole; centriole; centrosome. Gene Ontology annotation, biological process: mitotic cell cycle; microtubule nucleation. Bases 240 to 2300 code for a protein of 686 amino acids. The record is from RefSeq and is a predicted model, not a curated record. The transcript is spliced from 16 exons.
UUUGCGUCCGUCCGUCCGCCCGCCCGGAGCAGCAGCGGUUGGUGCCAGUGGCCGGUCGGUCGGUCUGAGCUGUCCCGUCCUGUCCUGUCCUGUCCCGUCCGGGCGGCCGCACAACCAGCCGCACUUAUCCGCAGCCCCCGCUCACAACUCGGGCUUCCGUGUUCAUCCAGCCCUUGUCCCAAGUUCGCCCGGAGAGAGCAGCCCGGGAGGGGAGGCGGCCGUAGCCCGCAGGACAUACCAUGCAGGAAAGCAUCAAAUUAGCCUCGUGUGGGGAUGAUAUUAAAAUCUGGGAUUCGGUUUCCAUGACUAUAGUGGAACAAUUUAAUCCUCAUAAGAAGCCCUGUGAAAUAACUUCUGUUUGCUGGACUGCCGAUAAUCAGUGUUUGUUGAGUUCAUCCAGCAGUGCGGAUAAGAUUGUAUUAUCAACAUGCAAAUCUACUCCAGUUCCUAUAAAAGAUUUUGCAGAAGGGAGAAAACAGACAUGUGUAAGUCUGGGUUCUACCGGCAAAUGUAUUGUAAGUGGCGGUCUGGAUAACACAGUUAAUAUCUGGGAUGCAAAGUCGAAGAGAUGUCAUAGAACACUGAAGGAUCACAGGGAAGCAGUGACUUGUGUAUGUUUCAAUUGGAAUGACUACUACAUAGCCUCGGGUUCAUGCAGCGGUGACAUUAUUGUGCACAGUCUGACAACAAAUAUUUCCAGUUCUCCGUUUGGCCAUGGGAAAACUCAGCCAGUGCAAGACCUGAAGUAUUCCAUCUUUAAAAAAGCUUUGCUGGGAAGUGUCCACGACAGUGGAACUGUAACUCUUUGGGACGUUAAUACACAGCAAGUUCACCAUACGUUUGAAAAUGCUCAUAAGGCUCCAGCUUCCAGCUUGUGCUUUUCACCAGUAAAUGAUUUGUUGUUUGCCACAGUUGGUUUGGAUAAAAAAAUAAACUGCUAUGAUUCCUCCAGCAAAAUGAUAUUACGAACUAUUUCUGUUGAGGCCCCUUUGACUGCAGUCAGCUUUAUGACAGAUGGAGCAACGUUGGCUGUAGGAUCCAUCAGAGGAAAGAUUUAUGUGUAUGAUUUGCGAGUGACCUCUUCACCAUUAAAAGUUGUCAGUGCCCACAAGAAAUCUGUUCGCUGCUUAAAGUUUCAGAAUGGUCCAACACAAAUCAGGUCAAAUGGGAGCAAGAGCAUUGUAAACAGGACUUCGACCGUGUUGUCAACUGGAGCCAUGAAGAGGCCUUCAGCUAAGUCGAACAGUGCACCAAAAGAGAUCCUGGAUUUUGCUACACUAAUGACAACUGCUCCAACUGUUAAAGUAACUCCUUUCAUUCCAGAAGUCAAAGGAGCUGAAGCUAAUCUAGAAGGGAAAGGUUUAUCACAUAGUACCAGUUUAGAUGUCAUUCCAUCCAAAGAUACGGAAAAUACAAAAGUCACGGAUAGCAGUGGUAGCUUUAAGAACCUUGAUUGUUUGGGUGGAAACAGCUUUGGAGAUGUAUUCUCACCAGUUCGAGACGAUGUUUCGGGGUCAAAGGCAAGUGAAGACAGCGUGGCAAGAGGAAAUGGUAUAGGUUUAGGAGUUUCGCCAGAACUGAACACCAUGUUUUCCACAAGAACUAAUCCAAUGGGUUCUUGUACAAAGGGAGACUUGCACUCCAGCUCCUUGCAUGGCUUUUCAUCGCCAUCUCCUGUGAAGGAACCGACACAGUGCCAUGAGAAGAUUUCCAUCAGUAGCCAAAUCCAGAGUGGGAGGCCAUACUUGAAAGAGACACUUGAAAGUGCCCAGGGAAUUGACAUGGGGUUCCUGAAAUCAAAAAUGACAGAGCAGAAUGGUCAGGUGGAAAAUAAGAAAUUGGAACAGUUAAGCUCUUCCAUAACUGAGACUGGAAUCUUGUCAAUGCCUCUAACGUCUUCCAUGGUGAAAACACCUGAACUGGGGGAAAGAAAAGGAAGAGUAUCUUUUAUCCAGGAAUCUAUGGAGGAUAAUUCUCCCAUAUCUGUUGCAAAGAUGACUGCUGCUCCAGGGAUUCCUAACAUGUCUGAAAAAUUUGUGGAUGCACUUGGAAGUGAAGGGCAGCAAUUAACAUCCGCUCAAGUUCAAUUAAUAAAGACCAUUAUACAAGAUACUUUGGAGGAUUAUAAAGAUGCAUGGCACCGAGAUAUCGUAAACCUACAGCUAGAGAUGAUCAAACAAUUCCAAAUCCAACAGAACGAAAUCCAUGGUUUACUUGAAAGAUACUCCAUUAAUGAAGCUUUAGUGGCAGAAAAUGAGAGAUUGCGAGAAGAAAAUAAGAGGCUACGAGCUAUGUUUUAAGAUGAGAUGUUGCUGAGAGCUCGCUAAAGCAAGAAGGUUUUGCACUGAGAAGCAGCAAUAAUACCCUGCCAUAAGGCAAGCAUAGGUGAAGACUGACUUCAACGCAUUAAUAUUUAAUACGUAAAUGUUUUGUACAUCACACCAUUAAUCGCAGAGUAGCUGGCCCAUUUUGAUUCUAAAAUGAGCCAAAAAACAGCUGUCUCAAUGGAUGGAAUAGAAGUAUUAAAAGUCUUUUCAGAUGCUAUACAACGGAAUUUUGAUAAAUGUUACAAAUAAUCUUCCAGAAAAUGUGCCACAAUCAGGAGUUUUACGUAAUAGAAUUGAAUGAGAAAGGUGUAUUAAAGCUCAAAGUAAAAAUCAGACUAAAGGUGGGAUAACAUGCAUUGUUCAAGAUUCUAAAGCGUAGGUUUUACAAAAAAAACCAGCAAUAAAUGAAAAUAUACUCAAAGAUAGAUCCAGCACACUGGGUAAAGAUUAUUUUAUAAAUUGGCAUUUUCUACUUUUUACAAAUUAUUGUUUAUUUUUGUCUGACAAUAACCAUACUUACUCAGAUACUUAAAUCGUUGAUUGCUAUUUGUGAAUAUCUUUACUUAUUUUCCAUCGGCUGCCUAAAAACAAUAACUACUAGUUUCUGUUCGGUACAAGCAGUAUUUUUACUACUGGAUAAGCGAAUCUAAAUAUUUGAACGUUGCAUUAAUACUGAGUAGAUGGUCUAAAGUGCCUUUUUCAGAUUUCUAAAUGAGCAGGUUACACAGGAAUUCUGAUACACUGUCAUUGACUUGACAUUCAGCAAUUGUGUAGAAUAGCCAUUGUUUAUAUUACGUACACUAUUUUGUAAAGAAUUUCGAGUGGAUUCUGUUUUUGAAUUAACAUUUAAAAUGCAGGAUAUUUCUAAUGAAAAAAAUACUAUAUUAAAUGUGGUUUGCAAUAAAUAUAUUGGUAAGCGUUUGGUAUUUCAGAAAGCACUUAAAAGUAAAUUAGCUGGAAUUGCAUCAAAGAAAAGAUGGCAUGUUUUUAUAAUAAUCAAAAUGCUUUAAGUAAAAACAUUGGUUCUAACAGCAA